Molecule: messenger RNA, 3554 nt
Organism: Ceutorhynchus assimilis (cabbage seed weevil)
Lineage: Eukaryota; Metazoa; Arthropoda; Insecta; Coleoptera; Curculionidae
Source: the annotation of a GenBank genome assembly
CGUGGCACCUGAAAAAAAUUUCUGCAGCCUGCGGCGGGCUUUCCCUCUUACUUUUAAUUUGAUAAGGUUUGCCCGAAAUUCUGAAAUCUGGCCCCUUUUAAAAAUAUAAUCUGGCACGAAAUUUUCAGAGCCUGUGGCAACACUGUUCACACCCCAUAAAUUUCAAAUGUUUAGGUGCUGCCAACGAUGCCCACAACCAAGCAACAACCCAACAACUAACCUAACCCAACCAAAAAUCAGCUGUUCGACAUCUUAUCUGUUGUCGACAGCCAAAUGCAAAGAAAAAUCAAAAAUAAAGGGGCUUGAACAUGUGAAACUACAUAUAAAUAAAUAGAUUGAAUCGUUUGUUGAAAUUUUGAUAACUGAAGGGGGCUCUAACAUGAGUGAAAACGAAAAUUUGACCGACAGAAAUGGAAGCGGCGAUAUCAUGGAACCGGCAAGUGAAAAUGGAGACACCAGAAAUCGAAUUUUUAGUGUGGACAGCGCUGAAGAACUGAAACCUAUAAACGCUGCUGAAAAUGCUGAAAUUUGGUUGAAGAAAUUUGAAGAAACCGGCUUGAGUGGAGUAGAUGAUGACUUAGAAACUGUGAAUAUUGCCAAUUUUUUCCAUAGAGUAGACAGUGAUCAAAUUAUAUACAAUAUGAAAAAAAAGCGUUUGAAGGUAAUCGGCAAGUAUGUUAUGGGAGAUCUGUUGGGGGAAGGAGCUUAUGGGAAAGUUAAGGAAAUGAUGGACUCUGAGACAUUAUGUAGACGGGCUGUUAAGAUAUUCAAGGAUAAGAAGCUUAAGCGGAUACCUAAUGGAGAACAGAGUGUGAUUAAAGAAAUAAACAUGCUAAAAAAACUUUGCCAUAAAAAUGUGAUUCGUCUAAUAGAUGUGUUCAGGAUAGAAGAAAAAAAGAAACUUUACAUAGUUAUGGAGUUCUGUGUAGGUUCCUUGCAAGCAAUGUUAGAUUCUGCUCCUGGCAAGAAAUUACCACCAAGGCAGGCACAAGAGUACUUCAAUCAACUGAUAGACGGUCUAGAAUAUCUCCAUGGCCAAAGGGUUGUACAUAAAGAUAUUAAACCUGGAAAUUUACUGUUGACUUUGGAAGAGCAACUAAAAAUUUCAGAUUUCGGAGUUGCAGAGACAUUUGACUUUUUCGCCAAAGACGACACUUGCUACAUAGGACAAGGAUCUCCCGCUUUUCAACCACCAGAAAUAGCGAACGGUAGUGAGAGUUUUGCUGGUUUUAAAGUUGAUAUUUGGAGCUCCGGAGUAACAUUGUAUAACUUUGUCACUGGUUUAUACCCCUUUGAAGGCAACAACAUCUUUAGAUUAUUUGAGAGUAUUGGGAAAGGAAUAUUCACAAUACCAAAAGAAAUUGAAGAUCCUCUUAGAGAUUUAAUUUUAGGAAUGCUCAGAAAGGAUCCUGAAGAGCGAUUUACUCUACAGCAAGUCAAACAACAUCCUUGGGUAAAUGCAAACCCACCAGCAAGCGAUUACAGGGUUCUGAUACCGCCCAUUAAAAAUGACAUUUGGCACAACAUGACAAUAUUACCGUACCUGUGCGAUCACUACUACGAAAAUGAUAGCAACAGCGAGGCCAGCUAUGACGAGUGUGGAAUGUUGGAUGAUGCUGAAUACAUUACAGAACGGGAGCUGAACGCUGCAAUAGAGAAUCAUAAACGAAGCGCCGGGCAUUCGAAUGGUAACGCUCAAAAAUCGAACCAGAGUAGCACUAGUAGCAGCACAAAGAACAGAGGUCGAAAGAAACGACCAAUCUCCUGUAUGGCUGUUAGGAAUAUGUGCAUGUGCAAACAAUCGUGACAAGCCAAAUGACGUCGCCCAUGGCAAAUUAUUUACAUUUAAUCCUGAAGUUUAGUAGGUACUGGGUAUUGUGACCCAGGCCAGCAAAUUUGGCUUUAUUAUUUUAAAAGUUUAUUUUAAUAAUAUAAAGGAAAAAUCCUGAAUGAAAUGUAAAAAAAAACAAAAACAAAUAUUAUGGUAGCCCUUGCUCUAGCCAAUUUGCAUUCCUGAAACUUUUUUUUUGCAUUUCACUCUAGAACUUUCCUUUUUAUUCUUUCUUUCUUAUCAUCCAACACCUUUGCUUUAGUAAUUUUUAAAAAAUUUGAAUCUUGCCUUUUUGAAUUUGGAAGAGGUUCCCUACCGAACUCUCCCUAGGACCCCGCCAAUAUCAGUGUAGUCAUGGCUUUUUGAUUUUUGAUCAGCAAAAUUAUUAAAAGAGGCGAUAAAACUGGCAAAAAUAAGGGAUUUUAGAAUUUUAUUUUAUUUUUUAUUAUCGUCUAUAGAAACGUUUUUUUUGUUUGGUAAAACUUCAGGAGUUCGUUUUUUAUUUGUUUUGUUUAUUAUUGCUAGUUAAAUUUAAUAUUGAAGAUAUGAGGUUCCCGGAACAUUGCAAAACCUUGGUCCAGUGUAUUCUUGCAUCUCUUUGGGUGGGAAUGCCUUCUUUUGAGCUCCUCUAUAAAGCACAAAACAAAUCGCAGAGGAAGACAUUUUCUUUGAAUCAUUAUUGAGCUUGCCAUAGCAUCUAUGGCUGCUCAUGAAAUUAAAUUUUACGGCCCAGCACUAAGAUUAAGGAUCAUGGCCAGUCAAGUGAGUUAAAAGCUCAUUUCCACUUUCUGAGUUAUGAAGUAGAUUUUCACCAGAGAAAUUGGGUUCAUUGGUAGGCCAUAUAUCGAUAUAGUGGAGAGGUGAAAAAUCCCAUAAGAAAUAUCGCACUAUUCACAAGUGAAUUUGCCUAUCUUUGAAAACAAAUAAGUUAUACCUGGGCUACGUUCAAGAAACGCCUGGUACGACCAUCACAUUUUUAACCACCAAGUCGUUUUUAUUGAUUUUGCUUUCUGAAAGUUUAUGUGAUUGUUAUUAUUUCAACUCAGAUAUGAUACCUAUAUUUUUGUUGACUAGAUUUAUAAUGAUGUAUAGGAUGUAAAAAAAUUUAUGCUAACCAAUUAUGAUGUGAUGAAGUAUUAAUUAUGAGCAAGGUUGAAGAAAAACACAGUUUCAAUUUCAUCCUGGUAGAUAUGUUUUAAACAGUGUUUUCAAGAAAUAAAACCCGUUCAAAACAUAUACCUACCUCUAUGAUACCUACCAAUUUUAUGGUUAGUAUUAGGGGAUUCCUAGCCUACAAUGAAGUGCACACAGGAAAAACUAUUUUUUGGCAUUUUGAUGUUCAGGUAUACAAAUUAUCUACAUCAAGAAGUUAGCAUAUUAUUCAAUGGGUCGAUACCGGGUAUUUCAUUUAGUCAGUAUUAUUCUUUGAACCUGGACUGUAGUGUUCGUUGAGUGUUGAAAACUAUUGUGAACAGUUAUAUUUUGAAGAAAUUAUAUAUUAUUGUAUUUGUACAACAUUGAAAUGAUGUUUUCUUUUUAUAAUCCUCUAAUUAGUUUUAAACACAAUUUAAAAUAUGUUUAGAACAACCAGAACAAUUUCCAUUAUGCGAUACUUUUGUAACUUUUUUAUUGUAUAAUAAUAAUUGUGUGGAGUGCCAUAGUAGGUAUGGAAAAUGCUUGUCACCAUACAAUAAAAAAUAAUUUGUAAAUAAAAUCACGUUAA